AUGGUGUCAGGUCACCUGGGCGAAGUCACCAAGACACCCGAGUAUGAAACCAUAGCCCUGCACGGUGCUCAAGAGCCCGACCCGAUCAAUGGCUCCCGAGCAGUACCACUAUAUCAAACUUGUGCGUACAACUUCAGCGAUGCCUCCGACGGCGCCAGCAAAUUCGCCUGGUCCAAGGAAGGGUACGUGUACACGCGUAUGGGCAAUCCCACCAAUACCGUCUUCGAGAAUAGGAUGGCCAUGCUGGAAGGCGGCGUCGGCGCGGUUGCCACAGCUAGUGGCCACGCCGCUCAAUUCAUGGCCAUCACUUCCGUCUGCGAGCCUGGACACAAUUUCAUUAGCACGAUGAAUCUGUACGGCGGUACUCACAACCAAUUCCGCGUGUACAUGAAGAAAUUCAACAUCAUGUGCAAGUUCAUCGAAGGACAAGACCCGGAAGGCAUCCAAAAUCUGAUUGACGACAAGACGAGGGCCGUGUACAUUGAGACGAUUGGCAAUCCGCAGUUCAACGUCCCCGAUAUCGAAGCUGUGGCGGAUGUGUGUCAUGCCGCAGGCGUUCCGCUAAUCGUAGAUAACACGUUCGGCAUGGGCGGAUACUUGUCUCAACCUAUCAAGCAGGGCGCGGAUAUCGUGACCGCAUCCUGCACCAAAUGGAUCGGUGGCCAUGGCACAUCGAUGGGCGGCAUCGUCAUUGACGGCGGGCACUUUGACUGGUCCGCCUCUGACAAGUUCCCGGGCUUUACGGAACCGGCAGAAGGGUACCACGGUAUGCGCUUCUGGGAGACAUACGGGUAUAAAGCGCUCGCGGCCAAGUUACGCAUGGAUGCGAUGAGAGACUUGGGACCAUGCAUGUCGCCGUUCAACGCGUGGUUGUUCUUACAGGGCCUAGAGUCCCUCCCCGUCCGCGCGGACAGACACAUUGCCAACACACUUGCGUUGGCACAGUGGCUCGAAAAACAUCCGAACGUGGCCUGGGUGAACUACCCGGGGUUGAAGUCGCAUCAGGACUAUGAGCGGGCGCAAAGGGUUUUGCAGAAAGGACAAGGAGCAGUGCUAACGUUCGGCGUAGCGGGGGACAUUGAUGAGGUCGAGGCGGUCGUCAACAAUCUCAAGUUGUGCUCGCACUUGGCCAAUGUGGGUGAUGCGAAGACGUUGAUCAUCCACCCAUGGCGGACAACGCAUCAGCAGAUCCCAGACCAGGAGAAGAUCCGAGGUGGUGUGACCCCAGACAUGAUCCGUGUGAGCCUGGGAUUGGAGCACAUCAAUGACAUUGUCCAUGAUUUCGAACAAGCGUUCGUGGCGGCUGGAUUGAAGGGCGCAAAAGAUUGGAUCCCGACAUGGAAGAAAGGUAUGACGGAUCAGGAAUGGAGUAAAGGGACGCUAUAUGCGCCCAACCCGAAUGCUUCCAAGUUGCCAAAGACUGUGUCUAGAUCUCCUGGGGCUCAAUGA
Molecule: messenger RNA, 1449 nt
Organism: Exophiala viscosa
Lineage: Eukaryota; Fungi; Ascomycota; Eurotiomycetes; Chaetothyriales; Herpotrichiellaceae
Product: Cys/Met metabolism PLP-dependent enzyme-domain-containing protein
Exons: 3
Coding region: 1-1449 (482 amino acids)
Biological process (GO): transsulfuration
Molecular function (GO): transferase activity, transferring alkyl or aryl (other than methyl) groups; pyridoxal phosphate binding
Source: RefSeq, a predicted model, not a curated record